Molecule: messenger RNA, 2438 nt
Organism: Chelmon rostratus (copperband butterflyfish)
Lineage: Eukaryota; Metazoa; Chordata; Actinopteri; Chaetodontiformes; Chaetodontidae
Product: voltage-dependent calcium channel gamma-1 subunit-like
Exons: 4
Coding region: 1-693 (230 amino acids)
Biological process (GO): regulation of calcium ion transmembrane transport via high voltage-gated calcium channel; calcium ion transmembrane transport
Cellular component (GO): membrane; L-type voltage-gated calcium channel complex
Molecular function (GO): voltage-gated calcium channel activity; calcium channel regulator activity
Source: RefSeq, a predicted model, not a curated record
AUGCAGAAGCGCACCAAGAUAAAUAUUGCCAUCUUCGUGGUGCUGGUGGGUAUGGCUUGCAUGUUCACUGCGGUGGUAACGGACCACUGGGCAGUGCUCAGCCCGCGGGUGGAUAAAGUCAAUGAGACCUGCGAGGCUGCCCACUUUGGCCUCUGGAAGCUGUGCAAGAAGUACAUCUACAUCAGCUCGGAAAACUACGUGGAGGGGCGCGGCUGCGGACCCAUCAGCCUGCCUGGAGAGGAAAACUGCACUUACUUCAGACACUUCACUCCGGGGCUGGAUGCUGAGAUAUUUGAAUAUAAAACACAGAAAGAGUACAACAUCUCCGCUGCAGCCAUCUCUAUCUUCAGCCUGGCCUUCAUGAUCCUGGCCUCUCUGUGUUUGAUUGGAUCAUGUACCGGUGGAGGCAAAGGACGAGACUACCUCCUGAAACCUGCUGGCAUGUUUUACGCAUUUGCAGGCCUCUGCGCCUUCAUCUCACUUGAGGUGAUGCGACAGUCAGUCAAACGCAUGAUCGAGAGCGAGGACACAAUCUGGAUCGAGUACUACUACGCCUGGUCCUUCGCCUGCGCCUGCACUGGCUUCAUCCUCCUCUUUCUCUGUGGCAUCGCCCUUCUGAUCCUCUCCAUGCCCCAGAUGCCCAGGAAUCCUUGGGAGACUUGCAUGGAUGCCGAGCCAGAACAAGUGGAGUGAAAAGCCAGACAAACAGAUGAAUGAGAGAUGAGAGGUGACCGUGUCUUACGUUUUUGAGUACAGAUGUUAGAUUCAUUUCAAGAAUAAGAGCUGGCCAUAAAGGGGUAAGGCCAUGAUGGAAGAAACUGGUUUGGGUGUUGGUGGACAAUAGCCAUGGUGGGAAAUUUACCUCCCUGCAAUUAUACAGUCACUUGAAUAUGGGCCUUUUUGUCAGUUCUGAGUGUUUGCCUUGUCCAGUCUGUCCACCCAGAGUGUAAAAUACAAAAAUCCUGUCCAACACCUCCUAUGAUACAGUUCAUUGGAAAUGGAGACCAGAGCUCAAAUCAGACCUGAGGCAUGAAAAACACCACACUUCUGCCAAACUGGGUCACAUACCAUUUGCAAUUACCAGUAAGCACUGACCAGUUUGUUAGUGUGUAAAAAGAAGUAAAAAGAACAAUUAGAAAUGAUUUAUUUCCCAAAUGUUAGCAUUAUGCACACCUUUGUUGAACAGACAUACUGGUAAAGUUUUAGAUUAUUAACAUUUGAGAGUAGCAUGCACGCAGCCAUGGCCUGACAGCUGCAGUAGGCGACCACGUGAUUUUAUGUGCUGCAUUAUGUAUAUCUUGUACAUAUCUAAUGUUUGUCUGUUGAUUUUAUUUUAUUUUUUUUGAUACGGGAUUGCUCAAGGAAUCACUCACUUGCAAUUAAGAAGAGAAGUGUAAGACAUGUAUUAAGAUGUUAAGUUGUACAUUUCUAGGAUUUAUAGAGAAACUUCACACAUGAACAGAACUUUGAGAAUGAAUAUCUGGUUUCAAGCAGAGCAGUCAUACAGAGCAGGUUAGUGUGUGUGUGUGUGUGUGUGGCAGGGUGAAUGCUAAACACCCGCUCAGUCUGCAGCACUGAUCAUGUUGGAAAAGGUUCAGCUCUAGCAGGUGCACAUACAAGGCCGUUUACUUUUUGUUGACAACUCCCAAACCUAACUGAUACAAAAAAAUCUCUGUUCACGUUCACGCGUCAUCAUGGCCCGUUUCAAACAGCAGUUUGAAGUGACCAUUUUCUUAGAACAAAUGUGCCGAAAUCACGAAAACCCACAUGGUAAAUGGAUUUAUAUGGUGCUUUUCUGCUGCUGACCACUCAAAGCGCUUUACAACACGAGCCUGCAUUCACCCUUUCACACAUGGUAGUUAGGCCACUUGCUCAUCGCGAGCAUUAGCGCACUCACACACCUGAUGCACAACGUCGGGAGCAACUUGGGGUUUAGUACUUCGACAUGUAGAUACUUCGACAUGUAGACUGCGUGGAUGACCACUCAUCAUUCUGUUAUCCAGCUGCAUGCAUCAGCUUUCACAAAGCAACGCUGCACAUCAUAUUAACGUGCAGUUUGACAAUGCUGGUCAGCUAUGGCCUUGCAAACACUACUUCGUGAUGGAGUUUUUUCUCCAUAAGAGAUUAAAAUACAGCGAGCAUAAAGGAAAUGCGGGUUGGUGUUCAAACUGUUUUGGUCCAGUUGGGUUUGAGAAGCUCCUAUAAUAAAAGUACUCAGAUCUGUCAGUAAAAGUAGCAAUACCACGGUGCUACAAGUAAAAGUCCCAUAUUCAAAAUUUGACUUAUUAAGUAUUAGCAUCAAAAUAUACUAUAAAUUACUAAAUUACAUUACACAGGAUGAAUGAAUGAAUGCUGUUUAUUGGUUGAACUUUUCUUUUUUUUUUUUUUUUAGCAAACUGUGCUGCUGUUUGUGAGAGCUGCAACAUCCAAGUUAUGUU